UCCCGUGUCCCCGCCCCCGCCCCCCUCAGCGGCGCACGCGCACAGCCGCGCCGCGCCAUGGCGGAGGAGGAGUCCAGGCGGCGGAUCCCGCUGGUUCCGGAGAACUUGCUGAAGAAGAGGAAAGCGUACCAGGCCAUCAAGGCCACCCAGGCCAAGCAGGCGCUGCUCAACAAGAGGAAGCUCCAGAGGGGCAAACAAAUCCAAUUUAAACGCCUUGAGGCUUUUGUUAGAGAUUCGUGGCGCAAACACCGAGAUGACACGCGGCUGAGGCGCAUGGAGCAGAGGCCUGGACAGACAGCGGUACCUCAGGAGCACAAACUAGCCUUUGUUAUGCGGAUUGCAGAUGUUAAGGGAGUGAGUAGGAGGGUAAAAAGAGUGCUUGAGUUGCUGCGGCUAAGAAAAAAUUUCACUGGAAUGUUUGUUAAACUGAAUCCUUUAUCACUGAAGAUGCUGCGGAUUGUGGAACCUUAUGUGGCAUGGGGACACCCUAACCUGAAAUCUGUACGAGAGCUUAUCCUGAAACGGGGCCAAGCCAAGAUCAAGAGAAAGAGGGUGCCUCUGACGGACAACAUGCUGAUAGAGGAACAUUUAGGGAGCUGUGGUAUUAUUUGCCUGGAAGACCUCAUUCAUGAAAUCUACUCAGCUGGGAAGUAUUUCAAAAAAGUCACAAACUUUCUGUGGCCGUUCCAUCUGUCGGUGGCUCGCCAUGCUUCCCGGAACAGAGUGGGUUUCCUCAAGGAGAUGGGUAAGCCUGGCUGCAGAGGCGAUGCCAUCAACCAGCUCAUCCGUCAACUGAACUAGUCAGUUCUACAGGGUCUUUGUGAAAGCUUCGGGAUUUAUAACCUGUCCUGCUCCCACAGUUUUCAUGGCUGUGAUCUCUAUGCGGUGGUGUGAUUUGACUGUUGGUGCCUCCAUAAAAGAAGGAAAAAAAGUACAUGAUGAUGGAGACGGACUUUGGGUUGGUUCUUCUUGAAGAAGAAAAAUUGUAUUUGGUCCAAGAAAGAAGGGACUAGAACUUCUCAGAACAAUCUGACUUCUGUAUUGCCACAAAACAAGGAUAUUUUUAGUACUCAUUA
Messenger RNA from Cuculus canorus (common cuckoo), 1076 nucleotides. RefSeq names its product ribosomal protein L7 like 1 (gene RPL7L1). Lineage: Eukaryota; Metazoa; Chordata; Aves; Cuculiformes; Cuculidae. The transcript has 7 exons. The coding region runs from base 58 to 801 and encodes 247 amino acids. Gene Ontology annotation, molecular function: RNA binding; structural constituent of ribosome. Gene Ontology annotation, cellular component: cytosolic large ribosomal subunit. Gene Ontology annotation, biological process: maturation of LSU-rRNA from tricistronic rRNA transcript (SSU-rRNA, 5.8S rRNA, LSU-rRNA). The record is from RefSeq and is a predicted model, not a curated record.